CUCGUGUGCAGAGCAGGACUGCUCUGCUCAGGAGGGUUUUCCAGGCAGCCAGCCUCCGCUACCCAGUGCAGGAGCCUUCUCUCUGAGGAAACAGCCGUGCCCUGCCUCCUGGAGCAGCCCAACCGCAGGUGACAGACCACCUAGUGGCUCGUAUGAAGUGGUGACCACUCCGACCAGCAGUCAAUCCCCAGUCAGAGGAGGAGCCCGCAGCUGCUGCCGAGAGAUGGAGGAGCCCACCCCCGAGCCCGUCUUCGUUGAUGUGGACAAAGGACUGACGUUGGCCUGCUUCGUCUUCCUCUGCCUCUUCCUCGUCGUAAUGAUCAUUCGCUGUGCCAAGGUCAUCAUGGACCCUUACAGCGCCAUCCCCACAUCCACCUGGGAGGAGCAACACCUGGACGACUGAGCCGCAGGGCAAGGGGUGGGGACUGAGCCUCGAGGCGCUCUCUGGGCAGGGGGGCCCAGGGGAUGCUUCCAUGUCCCCUGGUGACUGACCUGCCAGCCCAGAGUCGGUCGCAUGGGGGUGGAGAAAGCCCACCUCAGCCUUGCCUGCUCCUACACGAGCACAAGCGUAGAACGACCGGGUUGCCACGGCAUUCCAACCACUGGCAAGUCUGCACUUAAGAGCCCUGGACCAGGCUCAGGAGGCCCGAGCUCAGUUUGGGGCGCUGCUGUGUGACCAUGGGUGUCACUUGCCGUGGGUCCCCUGCACCCUUUGGAUUCAGGGUCGGGCCAGACGCCCACCAUCACACGAUGUCUCCUUGGGAAGGAAAUCUCUGUCCGUAACAUAUGAAGGGGCACAGACAUUCGCCCUCGGCCUCCCAGGGCAGCCACCCCUUCCGAACCCAGGCUCUUCCCCAACACGGGGCCCAGCAGAGGGCAGACUGGUGGGAGGCACCUCCCCGGGACAUUCAUAAAGGGCACUGCUCUCAAGCAGGUUGGGUUUUGACUGAAAUACAGAGGGAUACAAUGUUCCUAUUAUCAAUGAAAUAGGCAUCUUAGAAAUUUGGGGGUGGGGGUGGGGAAUACAGGAAAAUAGAAGGGUGCACAUUUAAAAGUACAUCUCUUCAAACCACAAUUUUUAGAUAUUUUCCUCCACUCUUUUUGACACGUAUUUUUUCAAUCGCCACACUCCUACUGGGUGGGUGAUGCCAACUCCCUUCAUAUCACAGCCUGAAUGCCUCCCCUUUUUAUCAAAUCUCCGUGGCCACCGUGGGCAGUGGCUGCAGAGGAUUCUGUCACUGAAGGGGUCAGAGUUCAGCAGUCAUAUCUAUUGGUUGUCCUUUGACUUUAAAAAAAAAAAAAAACGAACUUUUCCUCACACAAAAUUAUUUCACCCAGUAGCAACCUUUUGUGGGUGUCCAGGCCAUGAGAGGACUACUAGACAGGGAGACAUGGCUUCCAACCUACUUUGGCUACUCAAAGGCCGUGUGGCCUUGGGCAAGUCACUUCACCUCUCAGUGCCUCAGGUCCCUCGUUGUACCAUGGGCAAGAAAAGCCUUGUCCUUCGUAGGUGUAAACCCACGUGAAUGAAAGGGUAGGAGUGGGUGGGGGGAUGUUCUGAAAGGUAACAAGCUGUAGGUGGUGAUGUGUAAGUUGUUGAUGGUGACUCUUCUUGUGAUCUCUCUCCACCCUUCCACCUACGUCCCACCCCCCACCUACAUCUCUGGCCUUUCAGCACGAAUACUGGACCAGAGCCCACAAACAUGACCAAGGUUCAGCGUCUCCUUGCUUGUUAUGUAAUCCCGAAAAACUCACAUCAUCUCCCUAAGCUCCGGGUUCCUCACCUGUUUAAUGAGGGACUAGCCUCGCCCUCACAAGGUUGUUGUGAGGAGGGAAGGAGAGAACAGGAGCAGACACGAUGGCUCUUUCUUGCAUCCCCCAGGCCAGGAGAAGCCGGAGUUCUGAGCUGGGAGGAGCACGGGUUUCUGGGUUUCCCCCUCUGCACAUGCGGUGAGCCCCUGGGCUCCCCUCCAAUUUCCAGGGCAGAUUCCCACGAGCUAAGUUUCCCAUUCAGAACCGCUAGUCAGAGGACUAUUCACAGAACGCCCCCCUGGGAGCACCGGACUUCAAGGGGUAUGGUGUCUAUGCAUUUACGUAGUUGUUUCUGCCAUCAGCUUUCCCACCAACAAAACUCAAAGUCCAACUGGACCAUCCGAGCUCCUCGUCCUUUGAGUGCAUUUCUUCCAUCCUGCCAGCGUGGGGCCUGCCCUUCACAUCAGGAGACAUACAGCUGUGAAGCAGCUCAGGGCUUCCUUUCCAUCCCCUGCACCCCAGCCAUGAUUCCCCAUCACCACCAGGCCGUGGGGGGAGGGGGCUUGGUGUUUCUAAAGCACCAUCACCAGUAGGUGGACCCUGACACGGAGCAAGGCCAUGCCUAUUCAGACAGUGUUUCAGGGCACAUUCAGCUGUCCCCCCACUAGUGGGAUGCACAAAGGGACAGCUGGCAAAGUUAGGGGACCAUGAUGCAGCCAAAGCUCUGUAUAUAGGGAAGGUUCUGGAACAAAUCACCUGUGUGUUUCCUCAGGGCCAGCAGCCGCCUCCACUCUGCUGCCUACCUCAGAAAUCCCAAGCACGUCAACGCCCGGUCAGCGAAUAGUGGACCCCCAUGGGCAAUGCAAGCAUUUCUGAUGCUUGGGAGAGAAUGAAUGUCCUAGCGCAAUGCUCCUCAAACUGGCCCACAUCUGCAUCACUGGGAGUUUGUUAGAGAGCCAGUAUCAUGGGCCCCACUCCAGAACUUCAGAUUCGGGAUUUGGGGGGUCAGGCCCAGAAAUCUAGAUGAGCAAGACCCAAAAAGGAUCUGUAUACACACUAAAAUCUGAGAAGUGCUGCCCGGGGAGCCCUUCAUCCGAAGGAUUUGGUAUUUUUCAGCUCUUUGGUCUUCUUGAUUUCCAAUUCGGUAUUUUCACACCUAGAUCUGCUCAUGUUUUCGUACUAUUGUUUGAUUCUUUUUGAUGGCGGCCAGCCCAGCUCAGUCCUAUCAGUCCCCUCAAGUGGAUUCCGAGCCUACAGAACCAAGAACUGUCUCUGCAUUAGUCUUCAUGGGGGCAGUAGCCUCGGCUGGCUCCUAAAAAGUGGCUGCUAGUGGAUUUGAACUACCGAUCUUAUGGUGAGCAUCCCAAUGCUUAACCCCAAGCACCACCAGAAUUCACUUUUUAAUGAUCAGAGGAGUAUAAUAUCUCAGAAAGGAUAGAAAAUUAAACAAUAAAAUAAACAAAACUUCCACCUCAA
Molecule: messenger RNA, 3228 nt
Organism: Echinops telfairi (small Madagascar hedgehog)
Lineage: Eukaryota; Metazoa; Chordata; Mammalia; Afrosoricida; Tenrecidae
Gene: CTXND1
Product: cortexin domain containing 1
Exons: 3
Coding region: 224-403 (59 amino acids)
Source: RefSeq, a predicted model, not a curated record